Camellia sinensis is the source of this 1611-nucleotide messenger RNA. The record is from RefSeq and is a predicted model, not a curated record. Lineage: Eukaryota; Viridiplantae; Streptophyta; Magnoliopsida; Ericales; Theaceae.
AUGGGCAUCCCUGAUCAGAGUAUCCCCUCAGCACCUUCAGAGGACAUGCGGUCCACUGAGGGACACACUCCAGAGGAGGUCGACGUCGCUAUGUUGGGUACUGAUACGAUUCUUCACACGGAGAAGGGGGAGUACGCGACUUACCGCCAUAUGUACCUGAUACCCCCACUGACAGGUAUCCGUACUCCUGCGAGGAGGGCUGCUAGUGCAUCAUCGUCCGCUCGAGCCUGGGCUGCAGAUGCUCCUUCGACUAGCAGGACUCCCAGCGAGUAUACUGAGGGGUUACUCAGGUUGGUGGCCUCACUCGAGGACAUGUUUCUGCGGAGAGAGACGCAGCUGUUCAUCGCUGGUGUUUCGCGAGACCGGGAAGAGAGGAAUGGAAAGGACAGAACCCGAGAGCGAGACCGGGAAGAGAGGAAUGGAAAGGACAAAGACCGAGAGCGGGAUCGGGAAGAGAGGAAUGUAAAGGAUAGAACCCGAGAGAGGGAUCGGGAAGAGAGGAAUGGAAAGGACAGAACCCGAGAGCGAGACCGGGAAGAGAGGAAUGGAAAGGACAGAACCCGAGAGCGAGACCGGGAAGAGAGGAAUGGAAAGGACAGAACCCGAGAGCGAGACCGGGAAGAGAGGAAUGGAAAGGACAGAACCCGAGAGCGAGACCGGGAAGAGAGGAAUGGAAAGGACAGAACCCGAGAGCGAGACCGGGAAGAGAGGAAUGGAAAGGACAAAGACCGAGAGCGGGAUCGGGAAGAGAGGAAUGUAAAGGAUAGAACCCGAGAGAGGGAUCGGGAAGAGAGGAAUGGAAAGGACAGAACCCGAGAGCGAGACCGGGAAGAGAGGAAUGGAAAGGACAAAGACCGAGAGCGGGAUAGAGCUAGAGACAAAGACAAAGGAAAGGACCAGGAUCGAGACAUAGAUAGAGACAAAGAGAGGGACUGUGAUAGGGAUAAGAGAGAGCAUAAACCUGACAAUGAAAGGGAGAAGGAUAAAGAGCAAGAGCGGUCACGUAGAAGUAUAAGCCGUCCAGAAAUGCAUCGGGAUGAGCAAGUUAGAGAGAAGAGUUGGGACGGGGAGUUCAAAGAAAGGGAAAGGGAGAAGGAAUUUAGAGAACGGGAUCGAGAAAACAGGCGAUAUAAAGAGAAAAAGGAAGAAGUGGCAGAGCCAGAGGUUGAUCCUGAACGGGAUCAGCGAACUGUUUUUGCUUAUCAGAUAUCUUUGAAGGCAGAUGAAAGAGAUGUGUAUGAUUUCUUCUCACGGGCUGGCAAGGUGCGAGAUGUACGCCUUAUAAUGGACCGCAAUUCAAGACGUUCCAGGGGAGUUGGGUAUAUUGAAUUUUUUGAUUCAAUGUCAGUCCCCAUGGCAAUAGCACUCUCUGGUCAGCUACUUGUUGGUCAGCCAGUGAUGGUUAAACCAUCAGAAGCUGAAAAGAAUCUGGUUCAGUCUACUACAUCUGCAGCAGGUGUAGCAGGUGGGCUUAUAGGCCCCUAUUCAGGGGGAGCUAGAAGGCUUUAUGUUGGCAAUCUGCAUUUCAACAUAAAAGAAGAUCAACUUCGUCAGGUAGAAAUAUUUUCUAGUUGGGGAUUUUCUGUUUUUUGUUAAAAAAAAAAUAAUUUG